Molecule: messenger RNA, 525 nt
Organism: Ambispora leptoticha
Lineage: Eukaryota; Fungi; Glomeromycota; Glomeromycetes; Archaeosporales; Ambisporaceae
Source: the annotation of a GenBank genome assembly
AUGUCACGACAAGACAGGAUUCAGCAAAUACAGCAACAGACAGAAGCAUUUGUAAAUACUCCAGCGCUUCGUCCGAUUUCCAGUCCAAUGACACCGAUAACUCCUCUUGUGCUUGGCGAUUCUUCAGAAAAAGAUGUAUUCGUUAUGCACGCUGCUAAGCAAUAUCACAAUAGUGAAUUACAAAAGCAACCACCUGAUUAUUCGUCGACACAAUCGCCACAUUCACCUUCACCUUUCUCUUCUGGUGCAUCUACUCCAACACUAGCUCAUGUUUGCAGUAAUACAUCUUCAAGACCAAAAUCAUGUCCAUCUUCGCCAAUUCUGAGUGGAAUUGCGUAUAAUGGAUCAAUGAUGAUGAUGACUGGUAUCGGAGGAUCAUUUGCUUCCGGUCAAUAUAAUAAUAUGCGAGUGAUGCCUUCAUUAUACGAUCAAUUUGAAAUAGCAAAAAGAAAAGGUCGAGAGAAUGCAGAACAAGCUCAAUUACAAGACCUGAUGAGUCGGAUGGAUAUCAGGGAUUCCAAUUGA